Prunus dulcis (almond) is the source of this 1676-nucleotide messenger RNA. RefSeq names its product polygalacturonase QRT3. The record is from RefSeq and is a predicted model, not a curated record. NCBI's taxonomy places the organism in Eukaryota, Viridiplantae, Streptophyta, Magnoliopsida, Rosales, Rosaceae. Gene Ontology annotation, molecular function: polygalacturonase activity.
UCUCUCUCUCUCUCUCUCUGUGUGAAAGGAGGCCAAAGAAACAGGGGAGAGCAGCAUAUACAGCAGCUCUCUCUGUAUUGUGCAGUUGAAAGAGCAUGAGGCCCAUCCCAUCAGCAGCAUUGUGUUUCUUCUUCUUCUUCUUCUUGGUAGAAGAAGCUAAAUGUUCUUCUUACAGGCAACAAAUGCUGUCAGCAUUCAAUCAUUCCAAGCUGCCCUUUUCACUGGCUCAAGCUUCAAAUGUCACAAGGAAUGGGAGGGUGUUUUACCCAAUCGGGUACGGGGCAGAUCCGACUGGAGCAGAGGACAGCACAGCUGCCCUACUCAAAGCGGUGGAGGAGGCUUUUCAACUGAAAUCCGGGCUUGAAUUGCUGCCUGGAAUCACUGACCUGGGAGGCGUUGUUAUUGAUCUUCAAGGUGGAAAUUACAAAAUCAGCCAACCUCUAAGGUUCCCAUCAGGUGCUGGCAAUGUUGUGGUACAAGGAGGAUCUCUACGAGGCUCAUCCACAUUUCCAGGGGACCGCCAUCUCAUUGAACUAUGGUCACCAAGUUCCCAAAAACUCAAACAAAAAGCCACCAUCGCCAGCAAUGCCUUCUUCUUUGACAAAGCCCAAAACAAUAAUAAUGUAGGCAUCUACUAUGAGGACAUCACAUUCAGAGACAUUCUCUUCGAUUCAAGCUUCAGAGGAGGAGGCAUUUUCGUCGUGGAUUCGGCCCGAAUUCGAAUAACCAACUGCUUCUUCCUCCACUUCACAACCGAAGGCAUUUUAGUCCAAAAAGGCCACGAGACCUUCAUAUCAAACACCUUCUUGGGGCAGCACUCAACGGUUGGAGGAGACAAAGGUGAGAGGGAUUUUACAGGCACUGCCAUUGACCUUGCCAGCAAUGACAAUGCCAUUACUGACGUUGUAAUAUUCUCGGCUGCUAUUGGUAUUAUGCUGAGGGGCCAGGCAAACGUGGUCACUGGGGUACAUUGCUAUAAUAAGGCCACAGGGUUUGGUGGCAUAGGCAUUUUGGUAAAAUUGGCAGGAAACUCUCAAACCAGAUUGGAUAAUUGCUACUUGGAUUUCAAUGCCAUAGUCUUGGAAGACCCAGUUCAAGUUCAUGUGACAAAUGGGUUCUUCUUAGGUGAUGCAAAUAUAGUCUUAAAAUCUGUCAAUGGCAAGGUUUUUGGGCUAAAUAUUGUGAACAACAUGUUUACAGGGAGCUCACAGGUUCCAAUAGUCCAACUAGAGGGGCAGUUUGGGGAUAUUGAUCAAGUGGUGAUUGAUCAGAACAAUGUGGUUGGGAUGGGGUUGAAAUCAACGGUGGGGAGAUUGAAUGUGGAGGGCAAUGGGACCAAAUGGGUGGCUGAUUUUUCAUCUGUUUUGGUGUUUCCCAACAGGAUUAAUAAUUUCCAGUACUCAUUUUAUACAAAAGGGGAGGACAAGUUCACAGCUCAUGCUGUGACAAAUGUGUCAAACAAUGUGGUGGUUGUGGAGAGUGAGAAGGUGGUAAAUGGUGUGGUUCUCUGGUUGUUCACCAGUAGACCUAAUUCAUAUAUAUGGUUGGAGGUAGAUUUCCCAAAAUGUAUGUAACAGAUGAGAAGUUGGAUGCAUUUAUUUAUUUAUUGCUUGUUAUGAUACUGGCCUGAGAAUGUGAUUAUAAGAAAGAAAUGAAAUACCAAACUUUCUCUACUA